Molecule: messenger RNA, 378 nt
Organism: Fusarium graminearum PH-1
Lineage: Eukaryota; Fungi; Ascomycota; Sordariomycetes; Hypocreales; Nectriaceae
Exons: 3
Coding region: 1-378 (125 amino acids)
Source: RefSeq, a predicted model, not a curated record
AUGUACUCCAUCAUGUUCUGUGCGCCAUUCAAGAGCUUGUUCUUGGGCUUCCCCUUUGACUUUGUGAUGUUUGUGAUGUGGCUUGUAGCAUAUUGCUUACUUCAGACGAAGACAGGCACACACACUUGCACUGCACGUUGGUACUAUAACUAUUGGGGUUACUAUUGGGGUCGCUACUGGACUCAUGGGCCUCCUGGAACUGUCGCUGUUAACAGCGCGGGUUGUGCCUCUUGGAGAACGGUGCUCUCCUUUUCGUUCAUCGCGUGGUUCCUCCAUCUUUUGAGUGGAAUCCUUGGUGUCUAUGUUUUCCACACUUAUAUUAAGCUGGAUGAGACCAAACGCGACAUUCAGCAGCACGCGGAAAAGCUCGUCAAGUAA